Messenger RNA from Acanthochromis polyacanthus (spiny chromis), 6380 nucleotides. It is a transcript of the gene ago4, whose product is annotated as argonaute RISC component 4. NCBI's taxonomy places the organism in Eukaryota, Metazoa, Chordata, Actinopteri, Pomacentridae. Gene Ontology annotation, molecular function: protein binding; RNA binding. The record is from RefSeq and is a predicted model, not a curated record.
GGAGGUGGUGGACACCAUGGUGCGGCACUUCAAGAUGCAGAUCUUUGGAGACCGACAGCCGGGUUACGACGGGAAGAGGAACAUGUACACAGCACACCCACUGCGAUAGGGAGGGGACCGGGUGGACCUGGAGGUGACCCUGCCUGGUGAGGGGAAGGACCAGACCUUCAAGGUGUCUCUGCAGUGGGUGUCUGUGGUCAGUCUGCAGAUGCUGCUGGAGGCCUUGUCGGGUCACCUGAACGAGGUCCCAGAAGACUCUGUUCAGGCUCUGGAUGUCAUCACACGACACCUUCCCUCCAUGAGGUACACUCCGGUGGGGCGCUCGUUUUUCUCACCUCCAGAGGGUUACUACCAUCCUCUGGGCGGAGGCCGGGAGGUGUGGUUCGGGUUCCAUCAGUCUGUCCGUCCGGCCAUGUGGAACAUGAUGCUCAACAUCGACGUGUCGGCCACGGCCUUCUACCGCGCUCAGCCCGUCAUCGAGUUCAUGUGUGAAGUUCUGGACAUCCAGAACAUCAACGAGCAGACCAAACCUCUGACCGACUCUCAGCGCGUCAAAUUCACCAAGGAGAUCAGAGGCCUGAAAGUUGAGGUCACACACUGCGGUCAGAUGAAGAGGAAGUAUCGCGUUUGCAACGUGACGCGUCGACCUGCCAGCCACCAAACCUUCCCCUUGCAGCUGGAGAACGGCCAGGCCAUGGAGUGCACGGUAGCUCAGUAUUUCAAGCAGAAGUACAAUCUCCAGCUCAAAUACCCACACUUACCCUGUCUGCAAGUGGGCCAGGAGCAGAAGCACACCUACCUUCCCCUGGAGGUCUGUAACAUCGUAGCAGGUCAGCGCUGCAUCAAGAAGCUCACAGACAACCAGACGUCCACCAUGAUUAAAGCCACGGCUCGCUCAGCACCCGACAGGCAGGAGGAGAUCAGCCGACUGGUGAAAAGCAACAGCAUGGUGGGGGGCCCGGACCCCUACCUGAAGGAGUUUGGCAUCGUGGUGCACAAUGACAUGACGGAGGUGACCGGCCGAGUGCUGCCAGCGCCCAUGCUGCAGUAUGGGGGCCGGAAUAAAACCGUGGCCACGCCCAACCAGGGCGUCUGGGACAUGAGGGGGAAGCAGUUCUACGCCGGCAUCGAGAUCAAGGUGUGGGCCGUGGCCUGCUUCGCCCCCCAGAAACAGUGUCGGGAGGAUCUGCUCAAGAGCUUCACAGAUCAGCUGAGGAAGAUCUCCAAGGAUGCCGGGAUGCCGAUCCAGGGCCAGCCGUGCUUCUGUAAAUACGCCCAGGGAGCUGACAGCGUGGAGCCCAUGUUCAAACACCUGAAGAUGUCCUACGUGGGUCUGCAGCUGAUCGUCGUCAUCCUGCCUGGAAAAACCCCCGUUUAUGCUGAGGUGAAGCGGGUUGGAGAUACGCUGCUCGGCAUGGCCACUCAGUGCGUCCAGGUGAAGAACGUGGUGAAGACGUCGCCUCAGACGCUCUCCAACCUCUGCCUGAAGAUCAACGCCAAGCUGGGAGGCAUCAACAACGUCCUGGUUCCUCACCAGAGGCCGUCGGUGUUCCAGCAGCCCGUCAUCUUCCUCGGCGCCGAUGUCACUCAUCCUCCGGCGGGCGACGGGAAGAAGCCGUCCAUCGCAGCGGUGGUCGGCAGCAUGGACGGACAUCCCAGCAGAUACUGUGCAACCGUCAGAGUCCAGACGUCUCGGCAGGACAUGUCGCAGGAGCAGCUCUUCAGUCAGGAGGUCAUCCAGGAUCUGACCAACAUGGUCCGAGAGCUGCUCAUCCAGUUCUACAAGUCGACUCGCUUCAAGCCAACACGAAUCAUUUACUAUCGAGGCGGCGUCUCCGAGGGACAGAUGAAACAGGUGGCGUGGCCGGAGCUGAUUGCCAUCAGGAAGGCCUGCAUCAGUCUGGAGGAGGACUACCGGCCAGGAAUCACCUACAUCGUGGUCCAGAAGCGUCACCACACCCGUCUGUUCUGCUCCGAUAAAGCUGAGAGGGUUGGGAAGAGCGGUAACGUUCCAGCCGGCACCACGGUGGACAGCACCAUCACUCACCCGUCCGAGUUCGACUUCUACCUGUGCAGCCACGCUGGGAUUCAGGGAACCAGCCGUCCCUCCCACUACCACGUCCUGUGGGAUGAUAACUGUUUCACGGCCGAUGAGCUGCAGCUCCUCACCUACCAGCUGUGCCACACCUACGUCCGCUGCACGCGCUCAGUGUCCAUCCCGGCGCCGGCCUACUACGCCCGGCUGGUGGCCUUCAGAGCCCGGUACCACCUGGUGGACAAAGACCACGACAGCGCUGAAGGCAGCCAUGUUUCGGGCCAGAGUAACGGCCGGGACCCCCAGGCGCUGGCGAAGGCGGUUCAGAUCCACUAUGACACCCAGCACACCAUGUACUUCGCCUGAGCUCCACCUGUGGAUCCACUUCCUGUUUCCCCUUUUCUUUCUCCUCAUCUCUCUCUCCUCGUAGUCUUUCUCUUUCUCUUCUGAAUCUGCACCAAAGCGGCUCGUUGAGGGAAGAAAACCAGCCGACGGUUGGGGUAAAACCAGCCGACGGUUGGGGUAAAACCAGCCGACGGUUGGGGUAAAACCAGCCGACGGUUGGGGUAAAACCAGCCGACGGUUGGGGUAAAACCAGCUUCCCUUCAUGGAACCACCUCCAGCCAGCGUUCCCGGCCGAGCCGCCGUCUUCAACCAGCAAAUCCAGCACUGCGAAGCCGCCAUGGUUUCUGCUGCACAGGAAAAAAAGAAAAAAAAAUUCAAGAAAGAAAUCCUGAAAAAACAAAAACAAACCACACACACGAGUUGAGCCAUUGUUUUAGCGUUUGUUUUUGUUUUUUCCUCUCUGAAUGUGGUGUUUGUGAUACACUGAGCUCCAGCUCUCAGCUAAGCAGGACUCUUAUCUACUUUUACCUCAACGCCCAUCGGGCUAAAUCUGUCACAAGGUCUGGGGUUUAUCGGGUGGUGGGGAGGGACUCUUAGAGACGGAGGGGAGUUGACCUUUUCAGAAUGAUAUAUAUACAUAUAUAUAUAUAUUUUUCCUUUUUAUGAACGUGUGUUUUAACUUUUUCUCCUUUUUCGGUCUUUUACAAGCGAGGUGACCUGGGUGUCCAUGCCCAUUGCGACUUUCCUCCCAUCUUAGCGACGUGUGUGUGUGAUCUCUGUAUAUACAUGUACUGCUGUGUGAGUGUGUGUGUGCAUGUGUGUGUGUGUGUGUUUCAUGGCAGGCCACUGAAUUGUAAAGGGAAAAUCAUGGAGAUAACUGCUGUAAAUGCCUCAGAUUUGUUGUUUUUAUAUUCACACGUACAGUACAUAUAAGCAUAUAUUUACAUCUAUAGAGCAACUUUGAGACAUAUGACUAAGAACAGGCCCGACAGGCCAGUGUGGGUAUUUUCUAGCAGCCCUGGAUCGCUUUGUCGCCUGAAACGUGUCGGAUUAUGAGGAAAAUCCACUAAUCUGCUGCGUUUGAGUCAGUGGAGUGAGUCCAGGUCUGAGUGUAGCAGUAGCUGUACCCGUGGUCCGGCCGGCCGAAGGCAUUAAUCACAGUUUUAUCAGCGAUCUUAAUUUCCUUUGGACCUGAUUAUAUGAAAGAUUAUAUGGACGACACUGCUGGACAUUUCUUCUUUUUUAAAAAAAUAGUUUCAAGGGCCGGAAACCGACGUAGUGUUUUCUUUUUUUGUUGUUUGUUUUUUUGGUUUUUUUGCUAAUAUUUGGCCAAUUCAUUGCACUGACCCGGGACGCUAGGCAAGCAACAGAGGGCACUCUCGAUCUCUCUUUACCUUUAUGCAUUUAUACAUACGAAUCGACGGAUCAGAUUUGUAAAAGUUUAAUAUAAGAUGUUUUGUGGUUAUCUUUAAAAAAAGAAAACAAAAAAACAAAAGAAAGCGUUUAGGAUCUAGUAGUUUACCAUCGAUGUUGUUGUUGUCGUUGUUGUCAAUGUUGUUGCUAUUGUGAUGAAAUUUUACGGUUCGGCAGCAGAAGCCGGUUUUAUUCUAGUUACUAGUUUGGGAUUAGGUUCGGUUGUUGAGCUGCAGGUUCGAGCGUUCGGAGGUUUUAUUUGUAGCAUCCUGGCGAACGGCAGCGGUGGCGUCGUGUAGCGUCCAGUUGGAUCAACCGUUAUGCAGAUGAUGAUGUAUUAUACGUUUCUAAUAUUGUUCAUGUUAUCUCACAUCUGAUGGUUUUCUUUCACCGAUGUGGCUGAAAGACACAACUCUCCUAGAGAAAUGCCUCCGAUAAUCAUGUUGGAUCCGGUCAGAGAAGCGUUUUUCCAUUUGUUCUUUUGUAACUAAGAUGAAAAUAAUCAGAAAAAACACGACCAGAACUUCUAAAAGCUCCGAUCCUCUUUGUGUUUCUCAGCUGAAGAAUGUAGUCGUUUUGUCCGUUAACGAGUUUUUAGAGGGAAAAAGCUGCUGCGUUGAUAAGGUUAUCGCAGUGUUCCGAGUCUUUCCCUCUUUGGCUCGUUAUUUUCAACUUAUUUACAAAAGAACAAAUGGAAAACGCUUCUGAAAGACUUCAUUUAUUAUUGUUUUUCCUCUAACUGUGUCAUUCGCCAUCGUCUGUGAAAAAACAAACCACAAAUGUGAAAUAGUCAAACUUUUCAUGAUCCAUAUUAGAAACGUACAAUCCGACAUCAUCUGCGUAAGGUUUGAUCCAACCAGGCGCCACUCGGAGCCUCAAACCCGCCACCGCUCGGUUUGUUUUCGAUCGGACAAUCAGGAAGUGCGAUCAAGAUCGGAUUGAGGGGUUUGUUUUUAAGAAAAAGUAAAAAGCGGUUUGCGAUAGGCAAUGAGUUGAAUUUUUAGACUUUUUAAAAAACGGUUUCUAUUACUCUCUGUGUGUAUUGAAGUAUACCCAUCUUACUAUUUAACGGCGUUUGUUUCAUAUUUUUAUGCGUUUUUAACACUGGAUUGAAUUGACAAUAAGCAUCAGCACUGCCCUCGGACCCCCUGCUGGAGAGGAAGGGGCGGGGUUACGGUCGGACCCCCUGCUGGAGAGGAAGGGGCGGGGUUAAAGUCGGCGUGCACGCCUCCUCAGGGCGGGGCCGCUCAGCAGACGAACCCUUUUGUAAUAAACCACCCGUAAAGCAGCAGGUUUACUAUGAAUGAGUUCGAGCGCCUUCCUGUGGAUGGCGUGGGCGUCGGCCAGGCGGUGGGCGUGGCAGGGGGCGUGUCCAGGCACUGCAUGCAAUACUUAGUAUAAAGAUCAGCUUUUUAAAAACGUGCACUAGUUCUACCGAGCCGAGCGGGCUCUUUGAUUCAGCAUCCACGCGGCGAAUAUUUAAUCCGACGAGCAAUAUCAACCCCGUUUUUCCUAAAAUGUGGAUCAGCGAAGCUAUAAUUCUUCUCAUUGUGCUCGUUGUUGUGCGUCCGUACUUUUUUGUUUUUUGUUUUAAUCUCGUACUUUUUCGGUUCAUUUUAUUUGCUCGUAUCAAUCAGUGGGAAUGUGCAUUUGGUGGAAUAGUAGCGUAGAUUUUCUUUCUCGUAGACUUUGCUCGCCUGCAUGCCGGAGUAUUGUCCUUUCAAAAUAAAAGUUUAAAAAAACUUUUUGGAAUCAUAUUUAUUAUGAGAAAAUAUAAACACUUUUUUCUUUCGGGUAAAUGUUUAUGGAUUUUAGUGGGACUGUUUUAGGCUAGCAAUAUGUUGUCGGUCUCUCAGAUGUAUUUUAUUCCUACGCCGGUGAUGUGGAGGUCGUGUUCGGUGUUCGGCGGCGGCGGAGUCGUUCUUUAGCGUCGAGUUCGAAUCCAAACGAGGUACUUUGUUCAAACAUUGGACCCGUUAAAGAGCGACGCCUUCGCCGCCUCCUGGCCGGUCGGUUUCCGUAGCGAGCGUCCGUUUCCGUCUCCUCGUUUCCUGGUUUAUGUACCCGCGGCCGCCCUCCCGUUUCCACGGCAACUCCUUUUGGCGCUCCCCCGGGUGGAGGCGGUCGCCGUGGUGACGACGGAGCAGGAUUACCUCUUUUUAACCUUUUUUUAAAGUCGACUAAAAAAGAUCCUUAACUGUUUGAGCCCCGAUAGACAGAGAGCAUGAAUUAUUUUGGAUUCCUCUCGCUUUGAUAUCUCGUUCUCUCGACGGAUUUGUAAUUCUGUGUUUCGUCGUGUUUUCAGUUCCUUCCUCCUCGGUUCUGUUUCUGUUGUUUUCGCUCUGGUUCUGUUCCUUCCUUUGCUCUCUGGACUGUGUGAUCGUCUCAUAGCAAUAGAACCACAGAACGGAGGAACCUUUCUGAUUGGCUGCGGGGCUCGUUGAGGCUCCGCCCUCAGCAGACCGCCAUUCACUCGCUGUUAUUGCUAUUAUGUGAUAUGUUCAAUACAUUUAUUUUUUUUUAGCCUGCAGGGAAUUCUUGUGUUAAUGUGCAAAGUAAUAAAUUGGUAUUUUAUGCCUAAAACGAA